Molecule: messenger RNA, 1836 nt
Organism: Fusarium vanettenii 77-13-4
Lineage: Eukaryota; Fungi; Ascomycota; Sordariomycetes; Hypocreales; Nectriaceae
Exons: 4
Coding region: 1-1836 (611 amino acids)
Biological process (GO): DNA-templated transcription; positive regulation of transcription by RNA polymerase II
Molecular function (GO): sequence-specific DNA binding; DNA-binding transcription factor activity, RNA polymerase II-specific; zinc ion binding
Source: RefSeq, a predicted model, not a curated record
AUGCCUAGGUUUCGACCCCGCAACACGAAAGCCCGUCCCAAGAAGGUCCGACUUCCUCUGUCCUGUCUUGCUUUAACUCGUCUGGUAAAGUCCCUUGAGGCUCGUGUGGCCGAGCUUGAGGCCCAAGUGCUUGCUCUUCCAACAGGGCCUCAGCACCUCCCUUCCUCAAUGGCCUCCAAAGUUGCACAAGCGACCAUAUCGUUUGGAGUGCCCAGCUCCGGCGCGUAUCUCCAGUCCAAGAUCUCAACGACCUUGUUUCUCCGCCCAUCAUGCCCCCCACUGGCUGUCUCUGCCACCACCCAGAACCAAGGUCCAGAGACAGCCACUUCUGAAGGAGAUAGUUCAGACGCUGGUGGACAGCAUCCAGCGCAGCCAGAGAGACCUUACACAAGCAACUUGAUUGACCUCAAGAGCAUUCCAUACUGGGCCCUCGAGCGCAUGGUACGUAACUAUGCUGGCACACACCUCCCUCAAUAUCCCUGUAUCUCCGAGACUAUGCUGCAAAGUAUCGUUGAGCGAACGCAGAACGAAGACCUUCAAGACUCGACUGAGCCGUCAGUCUAUGGGGCUUCCACCGACUCGGGUCUCGGCCCUUUUGAGUAUUUUGUCCUGGCUAUCUCAGCACUCACCAUGACCUGGAAAGAUGAGCAGCAAGCUCGAACAACCUCCGAGUCAUUCUACAAAUCCGCUCUAAAGCAUUUGCAGGUGCUAGAGGACCCAAGCGAAAUCAAGGCUCUUCAGAUAUCUCUGCUCUUAGCUCACUUUGCUCACAUGUGCCCGGAGCGGGUGGAUAACUGGACAUGCAUCGCGAAUGCUGUCCGAAUUGUCCUGGCCUUGGGAUUACAUCGUGAGUUUCCCCAAGGAAUCGACCCGGAGCAAGCACGGCUGCGGUCCGAGCUAUUCUGGGUUGCAUACGGGAUGGAGAGAUCCUUGUGCGCGAAUCUUCGUCUCCCUUUGUCAUUUCCUGAAGAAGCCAUUACCACCAAACUCAAAGAUCCUUCGCUUGAUGAGCCAGACACCUUUAUCACAGAUGACAUGAGGAAAAAGUCAUCCGCAAAUCAUAUCUAUCGGUACCGGUCCUUGGAAACAGAAGUCCAUCGAGUCCUUUAUCUCAAAGAGGAUCUAGCCCUCCACGGUGCCACCAUAAGAGACUGGAUCACGGAUAUUACUCACCGAUUGGAAGGCUGGUACGCUAAAGCCCAGACCUACACGCAAUACAACAUGCUUGAGUUUAAGCACGUGCAGUUCUACCACCUCCGGCUGCGAAUUCACCGACCCACGCCGACACUGAGUAUUAGGCAUCCGGAUGACUGGGCUAACUCGGAGGGCUGUCAGCGAUUGAUCGAAGAUUACCUAUCCCAAGAGCGUCGCAGAAGACUUUUCUACCCCUGGCACGGCACGCACAUCCUGUUUGAAACCGCCCUCGUUGCCCUUGAUGCAUCAUGGUCUGCGCGUGAAUACCAGCCGCUGAGGGGGCAGGCUGAGCGCAUGGUGCAGACCCUGAUCCCACAGUGCCUGCAAAUACUCACCAACAUCGGCCAGCGAUGGAGCGAGGCGACCAGAUGCGCCGACAAGCUGAGGCCCAUGGUCGAGAAGGUAUCAUCUGCCUUUUCCUGGGCGGCUCAAGUGUCUGUGUUUGAAGCGGCGGCAAUAGCAGACGAGAUUGAGAGUCUGCUCUUCUCAGACAAGAGUCUCUCGUGGAACAGGGCCGCGAUGGGAGACAUCAACUUUGGAUUUGAAGAUGGGAAUCUCUUCUUUGAUAAUCUGCUCGUUGAUGAUCUGGAGACAUUCCAAUGGGCACCGGAAUGGGAUCUUCUUUCUGGGGAAAUGUUGUAG